AUGAUGACCGUACUGAGCUUUCUCCAUCGCCUCAGUCGACGAAGUCCCACCUCCGUGAGGGUUGCUGUUCCUGGAUUCCGUGCUCGAAGCAAUUCUGAAGCAGGCUACGAACAUGAAGGUGAUGAAUCAGGAGACGACACCUGGGUAUCGCUCCAUCAUAGUGUCGCAUCGCUGUCGUUGGUGGCAGAGGAAGACCCAGAUAGGACAGUUCGGACAGGGAGACCGACGAUCGUUCGAGAAUUGUCUCGGGAAUCAUCUCGAUCGCCUUCACGUCGCCCUCAUGCAAGACCCAAGCGAAGGGCAGUCCGACCGAUUCAACGAGCACAUACUGUCCUAUUACUACUCAGAAGGAUACGAACCGGGGUCACUAUGGGAAUAUCUUUUGCCUGA
This is a messenger RNA of Rhizoctonia solani, 390 nucleotides long. RefSeq lists its product as uncharacterized. Bases 1 to 390 code for a protein of 129 amino acids. The record is from RefSeq and is a predicted model, not a curated record. The transcript has a single exon. NCBI's taxonomy places the organism in Eukaryota, Fungi, Basidiomycota, Agaricomycetes, Cantharellales, Ceratobasidiaceae.